AUGGACUGCCUUAAGAACACGAUAUAUAAGAACACGAUAUAUAACCGCGGAGCCCGGGAUAUGACAAACUCCGUGACUAUGAAGGACAGGAACCGGCUGUCUGAGCAGAUCGUGGAUCUCGCCCUGGGGAUCAUCUCCCUGUUGAUCGGAAAGGAGUAUGCAAUUGUGGAGAAGCCUAGUGAGCCGAGCACAAACCCUGGCAGGCCCUGUGAGUCAGAAGGAUCCUGUAGGGCCCAGAUCCCCGGCACGGAUCCUCCACCUAAAUAUUUGAUAUACGAGAAACAGAAUGAGCAGAAGAUCCUGGAGCUGACCAACAAGAUCAUCCAGCUGCUGACCGGAGAGGUUCCGAUGCGAUGUGAAGAUGUCACGGUCCAUUUCUCCACGGAGGAGUGGGAGUAUGUAGAAGGGCACACAGAUCUUUACACGGAUGUAGUGAUGGAGAAACAGCAGACCCUCGACACGCCAGGUGGAUGCGCAGAAAGAUCCCACGCCGUCGCGUGUAAACCAGACUCGAAUGAAGACAAGAAGGACAUCGCAAGUGAUGAUGGUCCAAAGAAC
Spea bombifrons (plains spadefoot toad) is the source of this 558-nucleotide messenger RNA. Its product is annotated as gastrula zinc finger protein XlCGF66.1-like. Gene Ontology annotation, biological process: regulation of DNA-templated transcription. The transcript is spliced from 5 exons. NCBI's taxonomy places the organism in Eukaryota, Metazoa, Chordata, Amphibia, Anura, Pelobatidae. The record is from RefSeq and is a predicted model, not a curated record. The annotation marks the transcript as partial.